AUGGCUUUCAGAAUCAAUCUUCCACCUGUCUCCCGAGUCCUCCUCGCCGUCAUUAUUACCCUGACUUUUCUCUACAACAUUGCUCGAUGGCGGCUUUCUUCCGACGAAGCCGCACCAACAACUCCUCCCGCACGGCCUAUCGUUCCUUAUCUUGCUCUUAUCCCAUCGCAGUGUUUAUGGUAUCCUUGGACAUUACUCAGCGCCACCUUUGUGGAACAAAAUAUCUUUACACUGCUCAUCAAUGGCGCCACGGUUUUCUUUGGCGGCAAAUAUCUGGAAAGAGCCUGGGGUUCUCAAGGCUUCAUACAUGUCAUACUCAUUUCUUCAAUAAUACCCAAUCUCCUGGUUGUGCCUACGUACAUCAUAUGGGCAGCCCUGACCGGCAACCCCGAGAGAGCGCUGACUCCGAUCAAUGGCGGCAUAACCACACAGGCGGCCUUCCUUGUCGCAUUCAAACAACUCGUUCCCGAACAUACCGUGAGCAUCUACAAGGGCAUGGUCAAAAUGCGCGUCAAGCAUUUUCCCGCAGUAUUCCUGGCUGUCAACACUUUGUCCGGCAUCAUUCUAGGGACCGACACUGCUUUCAUCCUGGCUUGGUAUGGAUUGAUCACGACAUGGACAUAUCUUCGAUUCUACAAAAGCCAACCCGAUCUGUCAGCCACAAACACCGACGGUCGAGGUUUAAAGGGCGAUGCCAGUGAGACCUUUGCAUUUGCGACCUUCUUUCCCGACGUGAUUCAGCCACCUAUUGCGGCAUUCUGUAACCAAAUAUUUAUCUUGCUAUGCAAAUUGAAGAUAUGCACCCCAUUCUCCGAUGAAGAUAUCGCAACAGGAAAUGAGCAAGCUGCAGCAAGGGGCGAGGCUGGACUGCCCAGUUUCAACAAGCAACCCCGUGGCGCACGAGGCAUGAGCAAGCGGGAGGAGGCGGAACGACGACGAGCGUUGGCCCUCAAAGCAUUAGAUGAAAGGCUGAACGCAGCAAGUAGUCGAGUACCAACUCAGCCAACCACGACUAAUGUGCCUAAUCUUCCAAAAGGACAGGAGAUGCUGGGACAGACAGAUUAUCGACCUGACGAGUAA
Molecule: messenger RNA, 1080 nt
Organism: Rhinocladiella mackenziei CBS 650.93
Lineage: Eukaryota; Fungi; Ascomycota; Eurotiomycetes; Chaetothyriales; Herpotrichiellaceae
Exons: 1
Coding region: 1-1080 (359 amino acids)
Biological process (GO): retrograde vesicle-mediated transport, Golgi to endoplasmic reticulum
Cellular component (GO): Golgi apparatus; membrane
Source: RefSeq, a predicted model, not a curated record